CAGGAAGAGUUUCUGUGCUUAACCUGUUCGAAGACGUGCAAGAGUGCUCAUGGCUACACCAACCUGAUCACGCAUCUCCGCACCAACCACCCGACCUACCUUGAAGAUGUCUUUCAAGCCGCGAAGGACCGCAACGCACUCCGCCUACGUGCUGCCGAUGACGAGACGCGUACCAUUUUUCGCUGGUCCGAGUGGUGGGUUACGGCUGCUCACCGUCUGCCUCUGAGUUUCGUCGAGCGCAAGAUGACGAGGAAAAACGCUUCGCUGUCCUCGAUUAGCCAAAAGACGUUGAAGAUGUACUUGGUGCGGGUGUACCAGUCUGCAGAGGCUAGGGUUACUGAGGAGCUUCCGCCGACGUUCGGCAUCGUGCUCGAUGGCUCCACCUUCAGCGGCCGUCACUACAUCGCCAUUUUCGCCGUGUUCAACGACCCGGGGAUGUGCCAUGGAACUGAGGUUAGGGGUGGCACUGACUACUACGACGACACCGACUGCUACACGCGCCGGUUCGUGCUGCUGGCAUGUUGUCCGCUAGACGUGGAGGAGGAUCUCGGUGCACAGAGCCUGUUUGACCUCAUCGCUGACACGCUCACACGCUACAACAUGCCUUGGGAGGCGGUCCACUUUAUUGUGACCGACAACUGCAACGUCAACCAGUACAUUGGGAGUCGUAAAGGUGCGCUUCCAAUGGUCGGCUGUGCAUCGCACAUGUUUAACCUGGCCGUGUCUGACUAUCUGCCCGACUACGAGACUCUCCUGGCGAAGAUCCAUGCGUUGAUGAACAAGAUGCGCACGAUCAAGGGUCGCGCAAUUCUUCGCCUUGUAAGGGAUCUGUCACCUCUCCUGCGUAACGACACCCGGUGGUCGAGUAUCCAUGCCAUGGUCCAGCGCUAUACUAAAAUUGAGCCGGCUCUCAAUUCUCUGGGCUAUGGCACCCUCAUCGAGUUUGGCAUCCAGCCGCUAUUGCUUCACAGGGUGUAUCCGAAAAGACACACAUGCUUCUAA
This is a messenger RNA of Phytophthora sojae, 1002 nucleotides long. RefSeq lists its product as hypothetical. The record is from RefSeq and is a predicted model, not a curated record. NCBI's taxonomy places the organism in Eukaryota, Oomycota, Peronosporomycetes, Peronosporales, Peronosporaceae. The transcript has 3 exons. The annotation marks the transcript as partial.